CUUGAUGGGAAAGAACAAACAGAUGUUUUCUGGAUUUUCAUGGACGAGCAAGGAACAUUUAUGGAGAGCCUCGGCCGUGACGUUGAAGGGCUGUUGAGUUUAUACGAAGCUUCGCAUUUGGCCUUCGAAGAAGAAGAUAUCUUGCACGAGGCUAAGGCAUUUGCCAUCGAGCAUCUUAAACGCCUCAACAAUAUCGAUGUCAGCAAAGAUCUCGAAUAUUUCCAAGUGAACUGGGGGUUGGCACUGCCCCUGCACCUGAGAAUGCCAUUGCUGGAAGCUCGACGGUCCAUUGAAGCUUAUAGCACCCGGAGAGACGCAGAUCGUCGGCUGCUGGAACUGGCCGUGUACAAUUUCAACAUGGUGCAGUCUAUUCUCCAAAGAGAUCUUCAGGAGAUGUCGAGAUGGUGGAACGAUGUUAGCCUGGCAAACAAGUUGAGCUUUGCAAGAGAUCGACUGAUGGAGUGCUUCUUCUGGACGGUCGGAAUGGCCUACGAGCCUCAGUUCAGCAAUCUCCGUAGAGGGCUAACGAAAGUGACCGCACUCGUGACCACCAUCGAUGAUGUGUACGAUGUUUAUGGUAGUUUGGAUGAAUUGGAGCUAUUCACAGAUGCUGUACACAGAUGGGAUGUCGAUGCCGUGUCGAAUCUUCCAGGCUGUAUGAAGCUUUGCUUCCUAGCUCUCUACAAUGCCGUGCACGAGAUGGCUUACGACGUCCUCAAGCAGAAUGGAGAAAAUAUCAUCCCGUGUCUAACAAAGGCGUGGAGUGACAUGCUCAAAGCCUUCCUGCAAGAGGCGAAGUGGAAGCACAACAAGGUCACCCCGACGUUCGAAGAAUACAUGAACAAUGGCUGGAUCUCAGUCUCCGGACUCGUCAUAUUGAUUCAUGCUUUCUUUCUAUCGACCCCGCACAUUAGAAAGGAGGAACUAGAAUUGAUCGAGACUUACGGCCAUGAUCUCUUGAAGUCGCCGUCCAUUAUUUUCCGCCUCUGCAACGAUCUCGGUACCUCGUCGGCCGAGCUAGAGAGAGGAGAAACGGCAAAUUCGAUCCUAUGCUACAUGCAAGACACCGGGUGUGCGAGAAUGUUGCUCGCGAGCAUUAAGGAACUGAUCGACACAGCAUGGAAGAAGAUGAACAGAUAUCAAGUCAACAACUCUUUGUUUGGAAAAUCAUUCGUACGUUUGGCUUUCAACCUAGCCCGAAUAGCUCACUAUACAUACCAAGAUGGAGAUGCACAUGGCGCUCCAAAUGAUAGAUCGAAGUACCGUAUCCACUCAUUAUUGAUUGAUCCCAUUUCUCUGGAGUAGAUUUGUCAAAAUAGGUCAUGGACUCAUUUCUUAACCCAUAUUUUAUGGGCAUUUUAAGGAGUUAGUUAUGUUAG
Eucalyptus grandis is the source of this 1379-nucleotide messenger RNA. RefSeq names its product probable terpene synthase 12. Gene Ontology annotation, biological process: diterpenoid biosynthetic process. The record is from RefSeq and is a predicted model, not a curated record. Gene Ontology annotation, molecular function: terpene synthase activity; magnesium ion binding. Lineage: Eukaryota; Viridiplantae; Streptophyta; Magnoliopsida; Myrtales; Myrtaceae.